This is a messenger RNA of Suncus etruscus (white-toothed pygmy shrew), 2188 nucleotides long. RefSeq names its product rubicon like autophagy enhancer (gene RUBCNL). The record is from RefSeq and is a predicted model, not a curated record. The transcript is spliced from 13 exons. Gene Ontology annotation, molecular function: phosphatidylinositol phosphate binding. Gene Ontology annotation, cellular component: autophagosome membrane; intracellular membrane-bounded organelle. Lineage: Eukaryota; Metazoa; Chordata; Mammalia; Eulipotyphla; Soricidae. Bases 23 to 1996 code for a protein of 657 amino acids. Gene Ontology annotation, biological process: autophagosome maturation; autophagosome-endosome fusion; autophagosome-lysosome fusion.
CCAGCCAGAAGAGACUCAAAAGAUGGUUUCCCAGUCUACUGGCAAGCAGGACUGUCCUCUGGACCCUUUGAAAGAGUUUAGCAAUGACUCUGGCAAUAUUGAUGGCUUAUCCAGCCUCCUGAAUUUUCACCAUCCCUGUGGCCAAUCAGAUGUCAAGGUUAGUAGGCAUAAAGCUGCCUGGAUUAACCCCACACAUGCACAGCAAGAGUUGCCAGAUUUUCCUGCCUUGGUGCCAACAGCAGAAAAUAGCAGAAGCUACUUUAUGCGGGAAACUGUCUCUACCUUGUACCCUCCACUGCUGUCACUGGAGCACACCAGUACAAAGGCCUCAAUUUCAAAGGACACUGUGGAUUCUAUGGACAGUUCCUUGGCCCUUGGUGCAAGUAAAAUGUGCAGUGAAAUCUCUCUGACUUCAUCGGAGGAGCAAAAUGAACUUCCAUCACACUGUUUGAAUAUGCCUCUUUCCAAGAUUUUGGCCACCUCCCCACAUCCUGAGACUGGCAGUGAUUUCCUGCUGCCCCAUCAGAUGGCUUCCCAGGAUACAGGUGCUGUUCAAGUCAGUAGAAGAAACACUUCUUUGAAUUCCUUCCCAUUAGAAGCAUUUGUGCUCCCUGCUGAUAUAGAAAAGGAAAAUGCUCACUUUUAUUUUGCAGAUAUGAUUAUAUCCACAAUGGAGAGGAUAAAAUAUAACAUCCUGAGUCAACAGCACACAGAGAACUGGAACACAGAAGAAAGCAGUGGGUUAUUUAUGAAUGAUCAGGCUGAGUCAGAAGUGACUUUUUCUACCAAUAUAAAGCAAAAUUCAGGGUCAUCUACUUCUUCAGACAGUGGCUAUGAAGGUUGUGCUAUGUUACAGGUUAGUCCUGUAGUUGAACCAACUACUCUCUAUGAGACUAUAAAAGAGGACUGCAAAUGCGACUCGAAUGAAUUUGUUAUUCCAGAAUUUGAAAAGUUUAGCAAUGCCACUGAAAUUUAUGGCUGUCCCUACAGCCCCUCUAAGAGGUAUGUGUAUAUGUCCAACUUCAAUUCUCCUGAGCAAAUAGCCAAAGAUUUGUACCAAGUAUUCCACAAAUGCUGCAUGUUGUCAGCAGUUAAUUAUCAGCUGGCAGCUUCCCUGAAUGUAUCUGAUUCCACGGUUGUUAACAAAGAGCAUGGCUUUGAACCCAACACUGCGGUGGUACAGGAUAUUAAAUUAAAGUUGAGGAUGAGAGAGACUGAAGACUGGGCACCACCUAGAUUUCAAAUCAUAUUUAAUGUUCAUCCAUCACCCAAGAGGGACCUUGCAUUAGUAGCCCAGGAUUUUCUCUGUGCUGGCUGUGGAACUCCAAUAGAACCUAAGUUUGUGAAGCGGCUCAGAUACUGUGAAUACCUGGGGAAGUAUUUUUGCCACUGCUGCCACUCCUAUGCUGAAGCCUGCAUACCGGCCCGAAUCCUCACCUCAUGGGACUUCAGGAAGUACCAAGUCAGCAAUUUCUCCAAGCGCCUGUUGGACAUCAUUUGGCACCAACCUGUUAUCAAUCUGUUGAAUGUGGGCCACAGUCUAUUGGGGAAGGUGAAGGAGCUGGAUCGUGUGAAAGAAAUCCAGAAGCAACUUUUUCAUAUAAAGAAGUUGUUGAAGACCUGCAGAUUUGCUGAGAGCACAUUACAGGUGUUCAAGCAGGUGCCCAGCCACUUGACAGAUGAAUACCACAUUUUCUCACUGGAUGACCUGGUGAAGACCAAGAAGGGACUACUGGUGUCCUCACUCAAGUAUGUUCUGAGGACUUCUCUUGCCCAUGUGGCCAGAUGUGAGCUGUGCCAAGGAAAGGGCUUCAUCUGUGAAUUUUGCCAGAAUCCUUCUGUGAUUUUCCCAUUUCAGACUGCAACAUGCAGAAGAUGUUCAGCCUGUAGAGCCUGCUUUCACAAAGAAUGCUUCCAGGCCUCCCAGUGCCCCCGGUGUGUGAGAAAAACAGCCCGGAGGAGUCUUCUGGAAAAUCUGCCUGCCUCAGCCACAUGAUACCCCUGAAGGUUUUGAGGAGCUACACAACGCCAAUGUUUUUGUUAUUGAUUGCAUUAUUUCAGAUAGAGAGUAUUGUAUAAUAAGUACUUUUACUGUAUAUAGUGAAUGUUUAAAGAAAGGCUUUCUCCUCUUUAUUAAGCCUUUGUUUGUUACUGUUUACAGAUGAUCCAUGUUUUUGCUGCUAUUUUU